GUCUAAGGGUGACCAGCCGGCCGGCCUCGGACUCCCGCUCCCGUGGUGCCCCGCGCGGCCGGCCCAGCCCCCGGCUCGUGUCGGCCCCGCGGCGGCGCUGGUUGUUGUCGUGAGCCUAAGCCGCCCCGCCCCUCCUCUGCUCCCCUCCCCCCGGCCCUGCGUACGGGCCGCCCCUCCCCCCGCCUCCCCGGCCCCUCUCACGGUGCCAAGAUGGCGGCGGCGGCGGGCGGCGGCAGUUGCCCCGGGCCUGGCUCCGCGCGGGGCCGCUUCCCGGGCCGGCCGCGGGGCUCCGGCGGGGGCGGGGGCCGCGGCGGACGGGGCAACGGGGCCGAAAGAGUGCGGGUAGCUCUGCGGCGCGGCGGCGGCGCGGCGGGGCCGGGCGGAGCCGAGCCCGGGGAGGACACGGCCCUGCUCCGUUUGCUGGGACUCCACCGGGGCCUGCGCCGGCUCCGCCGCCUGUGGGCCGGCCCGCGCAUUCAGCGGGGCCGGGGCCGGGGUCGGGGCCGGGGCUGGGGCCCGAGCCGGGGCUGCCUGCUGGAGGAGGAGAGCAGUGACGGGGAGUCCGACGAUGAGGAGUUUCAGGGUUUUCAUUCAGAUGAAGAUGUGGCCCCCAGUUCCCUGCGCUCUGCGCUCCGAUCCCAGCGAGGUCGAGCCCCCCGAGGUCGGGGCCGCAAGCAUAAGACGACCCCCCUUCCGCCUCCUCGCCUAGCAGAUGUGGCUCCUACACCCCCAAAGACUCCUGCGCGGAAACGGGGUGAGGAGGGCACAGAACGGAUGGUGCAGGCACUGACUGAACUUCUCCGGCGGGCCCAGGCACCCCCAGCCCCCCGGAGCCGGGCAUGUGAGUCCUCCACCCCCCGUCGGUCUCGGGGACGGCCCCCAGGACGGCCAGCAGGCCCCUGCAGGAAGAAGCAACAAGCAGUAGUGGUGGCAGAAGCAGCUGUGACAAUCCCCAAACCUGAGCCCCCACCUCCUGUUGUUCCAGUAAAACACCGAACUGGCAGCUGGAAGUGCAAGGAGGGGCCCGGCCCAGGACCUGGGACCCCCAAGCGUGGAGGACAGUCUGGGCGAGGAGGCCGUGGAGGCAGGGGCCGAGGCCGCGGCCGGCUCCCCCUCGUGAUCAAGUUUGUUUCAAAGGCCAAAAAAAUGAAGAUGGGACAGUUGUCCUUGGGACUUGAAUCAGGUCAGGGUCAAGAUCAGCAUGAGGAAAGCUGGCAGGAUGCCCCCCAGGGAAGAGCUGGAUCUGGGCAAGGAGAGGGCCCCUGCUGGAGGAAGGAGCAGAAGCUGGAGGAGGAGGGAGAGGAGGAGAAAGAAGAGGAAGAUGAGGAAGAGAGAGCUGUAGCUGAGGAAGCAAUGGUGCUAGCCGAGGAAAAGGAAGAGGCAAAGCUGCCAUCACCACCCCUGACUCCUCCAGCCCCUCCACCUCCUCCAUCCCUGCCACCCCCCUCAGCAUCUCCUCCAUCCCCACUUUGCCCUCCCCCCCCACCUGUGUCUCCUCCUCCCCCACUAUCCCCCCCACCACCUCGUGCCCCCGAGGAGCAGGAAGAGUCCCCUCCUCCCGUGGUCCCAGCUACAUGCUCGCGAAAGAGGGGCCGGCCUCCCCUGACUCCCAGCCAGCGGGCAGAGCGAGAAGCUGCUCGGGCAGGGCCAGAGGGCACCUCUCCUCCCACUCCAGUCCCCAGCACUGCCACAGGAGGCCCUCUGGAAGACAGCCCCACUGUGGCCCCCAAAAGUACCACCUUUCUGAAGAACAUCCGACAGUUUAUUAUGCCUGUGGUGAGUGCCCGCUCUUCCCGUGUCAUCAAGACACCCCGGCGAUUUAUGGAUGAAGACCCCCCCAAGCCCCCAAAGGUGGAGGUCUCACCUACUCUACGGCCUCCCAUUGCCACCUCCCCACUAGCCCCCCAGGAACCAGCACCAGCCCCCUCUCCACCCCGUGCCCCAACUCCUCCAUCUACCCCAGUCCCACUCCCUGAGAAGAGACGGUCCAUCCUAAGGGAACCCACAUUUCGCUGGACCUCACUGACCCGGGAACUGCCCCCUCCUCCCCCUGCUCCUCCACCGGCCCCACCCCCACUUCCUGCCCCUGUCACUCCUUCCCGGAGGCCCCUGCUCCUUCGGGCCCCUCAGUUUACCCCAAGUGAAGCCCACCUGAAGAUCUACGAAUCGGUGCUUACUACUCCUCCUCUUGGGGCCCCUGAAGCCCCUGAGCCAGAGCCGCCUCCUGCCGAUGACUCUCCAGCUGAGCCUGAGCCGCGGGCAGUGGGCCGCACGAACCACCUCAGCUUGCCUCGAUUUGCCCCUGUGGUCGCCACUCCUAUUAAGGCUGAGAUACCCUCCCCUGGGGCUCCAGCUCCCAGCGGUGGGCAGCAGCCUCACGCUCAGCUGCAGCAGCCCCUACAGGCCCUGCACACCCAGCUGCUGCCCCCCGCACUACCACCGCCGCAGUCACUGCUGCAGCCGCAGUUACAGCUGCAGCCGCCGCCACAGCCGGCGCCGCCACUGGAGAAGGCCCGGAUCGCAGGCCUGGGGUCCUUACCACUGUCUGGUGUGGAGGAGAAAAUGUUCAGCCUCCUCAAGAGAGCCAAGGUGCAGCUAAUCAAGAUUGACCAGCAGCAGCAACAGAAAGUGGCGUCUUUGAUGCCGCCCAGCCCUGGAGGGCAGAUGGAGGAGGUUGUGGGGACUGUCAAGCAGAUCCCAGAUAGAGGUUCUGUCAAGUCGGAAGAUGAAUCAGUGGAAACUAAGAGGGAGAGACCAUCGGGCCCCGAGUCCCCUGUGCAAGGACCCCGCAUCAAACAUGUGUGCCGUCACGCUGCUGUGGCCCUGGGUCAGGCCCGGGCCAUGGUGCCCGAAGAUGUCCCCCGCCUCAGCGCUCUCCCUCUCCGGGAUCGGCAGGACCUCAACGCGGAGGAUACGUCAUCAGCAUCUGAGACCGAGAGCGUCCCAUCCCGGUCCCAGCCGGGAAAGGUGGAGUCAGCAGGGCCCGGGGGAGACUCAGAGCCUGCAGGGUCUGGAGGGACCCUGGCACAUGCACCCCGGCGCUCACUGCCCUCCCAUCACGGCAAGAAGAUGCGGAUGGCGCGGUGUGGACACUGUCGGGGCUGCCUGCGUGUGCAGGACUGUGGCUCCUGUGUCAACUGCCUGGACAAGCCCAAGUUUGGGGGCCCCAACACCAAGAAGCAGUGCUGUGUAUACCGGAAGUGUGACAAGAUAGAGGCACGGAAGAUGGAACGGCUGGCCAAAAAAGGCCGGACGAUAGUGAAGACGCUGUUGCCCUGGGAUUCCGAUGAAUCUCCUGAGGCCUCCCCUGGUCCUCCAGGCCCACGCCGGGGGGCGGGAGCUGGGGGGCCCCGGGAGGAGGUGGUGGCCGCCCCGGGGCCCGAGGAGCAGGACUCCUUCCUACUGCAGCGCAAGUCAGCCCGGCGCUGCGUCAAACAGCGACCCUCCUAUGAUAUCUUCGAGGACUCGGAUGACUCAGAGCCCGGGGGUCCCCCUGCUCCUCGGCGUCGGACCCCCCGGGAGAAUGAGCUGCCAGUGCCAGAACCAGAGGAGCAGAGCCGGCCCCGCAAACCCACCCUGCAGCCUGUGUUGCAGCUCAAGGCCCGAAGGCGCCUGGACAAGGAUGCUUUGGGUCCUGGCCCUUUUGCCUCUUUUCCCAAUGGCUGGACUGGAAAACAAAAGUCUCCAGAUGGUGUGCACCGGGUUCGUGUGGAUUUUAAGGAGGAUUGUGAUCUCGAGAACGUGUGGCUGAUGGGUGGCCUAAGCGUACUCACCUCCGUGCCAGGGGGACCACCCAUGGUGUGCUUGCUGUGUGCCAGCAAAGGCCUGCAUGAGCUGGUGUUCUGCCAGGUCUGCUGUGACCCUUUCCACCCAUUCUGCCUGGAGGAGGCCGAGCGGCCCCUGCCCCAACAUCAUGACACUUGGUGCUGCCGCCGCUGCAAGUUUUGCCAUGUCUGUGGGCGCAAAGGCCGGGGAUCCAAGCACCUCCUGGAGUGUGAGCGCUGCCGCCAUGCUUACCAUCCAGCCUGUCUGGGGCCCAGCUACCCAACCCGGGCCACACGCAAACGGCGCCACUGGAUCUGCUCAGCCUGCGUGCGCUGUAAGAGCUGUGGGGCAACUCCAGGCAAGAACUGGGACGUCGAGUGGUCGGGAGAUUACAGCCUCUGCCCCAGGUGCACCCAGCUCUUUGAGAAAGGAAACUACUGCCCGAUCUGCACACGCUGCUAUGAAGACAAUGACUACGAGAGCAAGAUGAUGCAGUGUGCACAGUGUGACCACUGGGUGCACGCCAAGUGUGAGGGGCUCUCAGAUGAAGACUACGAGAUCCUUUCAGGGCUGCCAGACUCGGUGCUGUACACCUGUGGGCCGUGUGCUGGGGCCGCGCACCCCCGCUGGCGAGAGGCCCUGAGUGGGGCCCUGCAGGGGGGCCUGCGCCAGGUGCUUCAGGGCCUGCUGAGCUCCAAGGUGGCAGGCCCACUGCUGCUGUGCGCCCAGUGUGGGCAGGACGGACAGCAGCUGCACCCAGGGCCCUGUGAUCUGCACGCUGUGAGCCGGCGCUUCGAGGAGGGCCACUACAAGUCUGUGCACAGCUUCAUGGAGGAUGUGGUGGGCAUCCUGAUGAGGCACUCUGAGGAAGGAGAGAUGCUGGAGCGCCGGGCUGGAGGCCAGACCAAGGGGCUCCUACUGAAGCUGCUAGAGUCUGCGUUCGGCUGGUUCGACGCCCACGACCCCAAGUACUGGCGACGGAGUACCCGGCUGCCCAACGGAGUCCUUCCCAAUGCUGUGUUACCCCCAUCCCUGGACCACGUCUACGCUCAGUGGAGGCAGCAGGAACCAGAGACCCCAGAAUCAGGGCAGCCUCCAGGGGAUCCCUCAACAGCUUUCCAGGGCAAGGAUUCAGCUGCUUUCUCACAUCUGGAGGACCCCCGUCAGUGUGCGCUCUGCCUGAAAUACGGGGAUGCGGACUCUAAGGAGGCGGGACGGCUCCUGUACAUUGGGCAGAAUGAGUGGACACACGUCAACUGUGCCAUUUGGUCAGCCGAAGUGUUUGAAGAAAAUGACGGCUCCCUCAAGAACGUGCAUGCUGCUGUGGCUCGAGGGAGGCAGAUGCGCUGUGAGCUCUGCCUGAAGCCUGGUGCUACGGUGGGCUGCUGCCUCUCCUCCUGCCUCAGCAACUUCCACUUCAUGUGCGCCCGGGCCAGCUACUGCAUCUUCCAGGAUGACAAGAAGGUGUUCUGCCAGAAACACACAGACCUGUUGGAUGGCAAGGAGAUCGUGAAUCCUGACGGUUUUGAUGUUCUCCGCCGAGUCUACGUGGACUUUGAGGGCAUCAAUUUCAAGCGAAAGUUCUUGACGGGGCUUGAACCUGAUGCCAUCAAUGUGCUCAUUGGUUCCAUCCGGAUCGACUCCUUGGGCACUCUCUCUGACCUGUCAGACUGUGAGGGACGGCUCUUCCCCAUUGGCUACCAGUGCUCCCGUCUGUACUGGAGCACAGUUGAUGCCCGGCGGCGCUGCUGGUAUCGGUGCCGGAUCCUGGAGUAUCGGCCGUGGGGGCCAAGGGAAGAGCCAGUUCAUCUGGAGGCAGCAGAAGAGAACCAGACCAUUGUGCACAGUCCUGCCCCUUCCUCAGAGCCCCCAGAUCAUGUGGACCCCCCGCCAGAUACAGAUGCCCUUAUCCCUAGAGCUCCUGAGCACCACCCAUCCGUUCAGAACCCGGACCCCCCACCUCGGCUGGAUCCAAGCAGUGCCCCUCCUCCAGCCCCCCGCUCCUUCUCGGGGGCUCGAAUCAAAGUGCCCAACUACUCACCAUCCCGGAGGCCCUUGGGGGGUGUGUCCUUUGGACCCCUGCCCUCCCCUGGAAGUCCAUCUUCUCUGACCCACCACAUCCCUACAGUGGGAGACCCGGACUUCCCAGCUCCCCCGAGACGCUCCCGUCGCCCCAGCCCUCUGGCUUCCAGGCUGCCACCUUCACGGCGGGCCUCUCCCCCUCUCAGAACCUCUCCUCAGCUCAGGGUGCCCCCUCCUACCUCAGUCGUUAGAGCCCUCACACCUACCUCAGGGGAGCUGGCUCCCCCAAGCCGGGCCCCGUCUCCUCCACCACCCCCUGAAGACCUGGGCCCAGACUUUGAGGACAUGGAGGUGGUGUCAGGACUGAGUGCUGCUGACCUGGACUUUGCGGCCAGCCUGCUGGGGACUGAGCCCUUCCAGGAAGAGAUCGUGGCUGCGGGGGCCGGGGGUAGCAGCCACGGGGGCCUGGGGGACAGCUCAGAGGAGGAGGCCAGCCCCACCCCCCGCUACGUCCACUUCCCUGUGACUGUGGUGUCUGGCCCUGCCCUGGGCCCCAGUGCCCUCCCCGGAGCCCCCCGCAUUGAACAGCUGGACGGAGUGGACGACGGCACCGACAGCGAGGCCGAGGCAGUCCAGCAGCCUCGGGGCCAGGGGACUCCUCCUUCAGGGCCGGGAGCAGGCCGGGCGGGGGUCAUCGGGGCUGCAGGGGACAGGGCCCGACCUCCUGAGGACUUGCCGUCAGAGAUCGUGGAUUUUGUGUUGAAGAACCUAGGGGGGCCUGGGGAGGGGGUUGCUGGACCCAGAGAGGAGCCCCUCCCCCCAGCACCUCCCCUGGCCAAUGGCAGCCAGCCCCCUCAGGGCCUGCCCCCUAACCCAGCUGACCCCACCCGGACGUUUGCCUGGCUCCCUGGGCCCCCAGGGGUCCGGGUAUUGAGCCUGGGCCCUGCCCCUGAGCCCCCGAAACCUGCCGCAUCCAAGAUCAUCCUCGUCAACAAGCUGGGGCAGGUGUUUGUAAAGAUGGCAGGGGAGGGUGAACCUGUCUCACCCCCAGUGAAGCCACCGCCUCUGCCCCCUCCCAUGCCCCCCACAACUCCCACUUCCUGGACUCUGCCCCCAGGACCCCUGCUGGGUGUGUUGCCAGUAGUAGGGGUGGUCCGCCAAGCCCCGCCCCCACCCCCCCCUCCGUUGACGCUGGUGUUGAGCAGCGGGCCCCCCAGCCCGCCCCGCCAGGCCAUCCGUGUCAAAAGGGUGUCCACCUUCUCUGGCCGUUCUCCACCAGCGCCUCCACCAAGCAAGACUCCCCGGCUGGAGGAAGAUGGAGAGUCCUUGGAGGACCCCCCCCAGGGUUCAGGGCCUUGUGGCAGUGGGUUCAGCCGAGUGAGGAUGAAAACGCCCACCGUGCGUGGAGUUCUCGACCUGGAUGAUCCUGGGGAGCCCACUGCGGGGGAAAGUCCGAGGCCCCUCCAGGACCGGUCCCCUCUGCUGCCACUUCCUGAAGGUGGUCCUCCCCGGGCCCCUGAGGGUCCCCCUGACCUGCUGCUUGAGUCCCAGUGGCACCACUACUCAGUGAUCAGUGAUCUUUGCUGUUACUAUUGCAAGAAGAUUACAACUUGCUGAAAGCUCAGAUGAUGGUUAGCAUAUUUUAGCGAUAAUUAAGUAUUUACCCUAAUGCGGUGGUCCGGAACUGAACCCGCAAUAUCUGCGAGUUAUGCCUGUACUUGCAGAGAUAAUGAGACAUCAGGAAGCAGGAUGGGGCACUUGGAGCAGUUCUGGCUGAUGGACUCAGAGAAGCUGGAAGGGCAGUGCUCUGCUGGUCAUGGAGGGCAGGGGGAGAGGGAGUGGGCUCCAGCCAAGUAAGCUGGUAAUUGAGCAGCCCAAGGCUCAGAAUUUCUUGUGGCCCCAGUCCUGUUGGAAUGUGUGGAUUUUCUCAUUAUGUAGAGCUCAAAUGCUGAGUAAGGAAGUGGAGCGAAGUGGACUGAGACUUUAGCUGAAAGGCUACUUACAGGGUCAGAGAUGGCAUAAGGAGGUGGUAGUGACCAUGACAGACAGGGCCCUGCCCAUAGGGACCAGACACAUUUUGCUAGAGGAAACCGACAUGUAAUUAGCAAGUGCACUUCAGCUCAGAAUGACCGCUGUGAGAAAGAAGCCAGUGAGAGUGUGCCUGGGUGAGGCCUCUGUCUACAGACUGAUCUGUGUAGCUGUGUUCAGGGAACGGAAUGGAAGUGAGAGUGGAGAAAGGCGGAAGAAGUCAGAGGAGGACCCUGGGUCACUUGGAGGCUUGGCGAUGAUGUGGGUCACACAGCAAGAGUUAGGUUUAGUCUUGCUUAGGACCAGAGGGUGGGCAUGUGGGCAGGUUGACCCAAAGAAGUUAUGCGGGAAGAAAGUAUGGCCAUGUGAGUCCUGCCUCUCCUAAAAUGUGCUCCAUUCAAAACAUUUGCCCCCGUCCCACUCACCCUAGGUACAGUGGUCGGGCCUCAGUUCACAUCCUGCUUGAGCCAGUAGCAUCAUUUGCUGCAUGGAUCCCUCCCUCCUUGAUGCACUUCCGCUCCUGGCUUCCAGCCCUCUCCUCACCUUUGGUCAUGCUUCAUUGUUCUAGCCUGUCAACUUUGGUGUGUCCCAGGACCCUGACCUUGACUCUCGGUCUCCACUUAUUCCUGAGUUCUCUUGUCUAUCAUCCUGGCUCUAAAUCCCAUCUCUAAUUCUGAUAGCUCCCAAAUCACUAGCCAGGCUCCUGUAUCCUGCUGCCCGCCUGCCAUCUCUGCCACAAGUUGAAAGGGGAGGUUUUCUAAGAGGGAUCUCUGACUCUGUGUGUCCUAAACUGAGUUCUUGACUUUCACUAUAAACUUGUUUCUCCCUUACCUUUACUGCCUCAGUCAGUGGCCGUUGUAUCCUUCCAGUUGUUUAGACUCCACACCUGGAGUUGUCCUUGACCCUCCUGUUUUUCACAUCCACUCACCUAUGUUAGCUAGGCUUUCUGUUCUAGCUUUAAAUUCUUUAGCCCUUGAGAAGUCCCUCAUAGUGUACAUAUACUUGAUUCUGUGAGUAUGGGCUUUUUAUAAUACUAUAUUGGUAAUCUUUACAGAAAUGGGGUGCACAUUAAAAAAUUGUUGUUUAGUCAAUAAGUCAUGUUUACCUCUUUUGUGACCCCAUGGACUGUACUCCAGCAGGCUCCUGUGUCCAUGGGAUUUUCCAGACAAGAAUACUGGAAUGGGUUGCCGUUUCCUUCUCCAGAGAAUCAUCCCGACCCAGGGAUCAAAUACACGUCUCCUGCUUGGCAGGCAGAUUCUUUACCACUGAGCCACCAGGGAAGCCCACUUAAAAAAACACAUGUGCAAAAUAGUUCUCCAGUAUUUUAAAUUUUGUGUGAGAUUCAGAAGAAUGAGGCAUUUGUGAUAGACUGAAUUUGAGUGAGCUGUGAACAUGUCCUACAGAAAAGGGACUAAAAACAAUGUCCAUUCUGUAGGAUUCAUGGGCAAAUAUUGCAAGAGGAAGGCCAUUAAAUCUAGUAACUGUGCUUAUACCCGAGGAGGAAGGGAAGGCAGAGGGGAGCCAGGGACGUUUGAGUCAAGGAAGGGUGACCCUCCCCAACUCUGAUCUGCUCCCUGGGACCAGGUGAGGCUUCAAGCUCCGAGGAAGAGCCUCCAUCCCCAGAGGACAAAGAGAACCAGGC
Cervus elaphus (red deer) is the source of this 9457-nucleotide messenger RNA. RefSeq names its product lysine methyltransferase 2B (gene KMT2B). Gene Ontology annotation, biological process: positive regulation of DNA-templated transcription. The transcript has 32 exons. Gene Ontology annotation, cellular component: nucleus; histone methyltransferase complex. The record is from RefSeq and is a predicted model, not a curated record. Bases 211 to 7404 code for a protein of 2397 amino acids. Lineage: Eukaryota; Metazoa; Chordata; Mammalia; Artiodactyla; Cervidae. Gene Ontology annotation, molecular function: DNA binding; zinc ion binding; histone H3K4 methyltransferase activity.